Messenger RNA from Akanthomyces muscarius, 255 nucleotides. RefSeq lists its product as uncharacterized. Gene Ontology annotation, biological process: mRNA splicing, via spliceosome. Bases 1 to 255 code for a protein of 84 amino acids. The transcript is spliced from 3 exons. The record is from RefSeq and is a predicted model, not a curated record. NCBI's taxonomy places the organism in Eukaryota, Fungi, Ascomycota, Sordariomycetes, Hypocreales, Cordycipitaceae. Gene Ontology annotation, cellular component: U2 snRNP; precatalytic spliceosome.
AUGGCGGACAAGCUUCGUACCCAGCAAGAACUAGAACGCCUGCAGGCCAAAUUUAUCGGUACAGGGCACGCCGACACUACGAGUUGGGAGUGGCGCACGAACAUCCAUCGCGACACGUACUCGUCCGUCGCCGGCCACCGCCCGCUCCUAUCGUACAUUGCACUGGCCGAGAACGAGCCACUGACGAAGACGAGGGCCAAGAUGAUCCGGAAAAUGCUGCAACCCGCCGGCCCUCCACCCGCGCGCGAAGAUUAA